CAGCGCUGAAAAAUGGCUGAAGCGGGCACGGGCUUUCUGGAGCAGCUCAAGUCCUGCAUAGUUUGGUCUUGGACUUAUCUCUGGACCGUGUGGUUCUUCAUCGUGCUCUUCCUGGUCUACAUCCUGCGGGUGCCCUUGAAAAUCAACGACAACUUGAGCACAGUGAGCAUGUUUUUGAACACAUUAACACCGAAGUUCUACGUGGCCCUGACAGGCACUUCCUCACUAAUAUCAGGGCUCAUUUUGAUAUUUGAAUGGUGGUAUUUUCGCAAGUAUGGAACGUCAUUCAUUGAACAAGUCUCAGUAAGCCACUUGCGCCCCCUCCUGGGAGGGGUUGACAACAACUCCUCCAACAAUUCUAACUCCAGCAAUGGGGACUCAGAUUCCAACAGGCAAAGUGUCUCAGAAUGUAAAGUAUGGCGAAAUCCACUAAAUUUAUUUAGGGGUGCUGAAUAUAAUCGGUAUACUUGGGUGACAGGACGAGAGCCUUUGACUUACUAUGACAUGAAUCUCUCUGCCCAAGACCACCAGACAUUCUUUACUUGUGACUCAGACCACCUGCGUCCUGCAGAUGCAAUAAUGCAGAAAGCCUGGAGAGAGAGAAACCCCCAAGCUAGAAUUUCUGCAGCUCAUGAAGCCUUAGAGAUAAACGAAAUUAGGUCCAGAGUUGAAGUUCCCCUAAUUGCUUCCUCUACCAUCUGGGAGAUAAAAUUGUUACCAAAGUGUGCGACUGCUUACAUUCUCUUGGCUGAAGAGGAAGCAACCACCAUUGCGGAAGCAGAAAAGCUGUUCAAGCAGGCCCUGAAGGCUGGAGAUGGCUGUUACCGGCGUUCUCAGCAGCUACAGCAUCACGGAUCCCAGUACGAAGCCCAACACAGACGAGAUACCAAUGUCUUGGUCUACAUCAAAAGAAGGCUAGCAAUGUGUGCCAGAAGACUCGGGAGGACCAGGGAAGCAGUGAAAAUGAUGAGAGAUUUAAUGAAGGAGUUCCCCUUACUGAGCAUGUUCAACAUCCAUGAAAACCUUUUAGAAGCUCUUCUAGAACUACAAGCAUAUGCUGAUGUUCAGGCAGUCUUAGCAAAGUAUGAUGAUAUAAGCUUACCAAAGUCGGCCACAAUAUGCUAUACAGCUGCCUUGCUCAAAGCAAGAGCUGUCUCUGACAAAUUCUCUCCCGAGGCUGCAUCUCGGCGGGGGCUGAGCACAGCAGAGAUGAAUGCAGUAGAGGCCAUUCAUAGAGCUGUGGAAUUCAAUCCUCACGUGCCAAAAUACCUACUAGAAAUGAAAAGCUUAAUCCUCCCCCCAGAACAUAUCCUGAAGCGAGGGGACAGUGAAGCAAUAGCAUAUGCGUUCUUUCAUCUGGCACACUGGAAGAGGGUGGAAGGGGCUUUGAAUCUUUUGCAUUGUACGUGGGAAGGCACUUUUCGGAUGAUCCCUUAUCCCUUGGAAAAGGGGCAUCUAUUUUAUCCGUACCCAAUCUGUACAGAAACAGCAGACCGAGAGCUGCUUCCGUCUUUCCAUGAAGUCUCAGUUUACCCGAAGAAGGAGCUUCCCUUCUUCAUUCUCUUCACUGCCGGACUGUGUUCCUUCACAGCCAUGCUGGCCCUCCUGACACAUCAGUUCCCGGAGCUUAUGGGGGUCUUCGCAAAAGCUAUGAUUGACAUUUUCUGCUCGGCAGAGCUCAGGGACUGGAAUUGCCAGAGUAUUUUCAUGCGUGUUGAAGAUGAACUGGAAAUCCCACCGGCACCUCAAUCUCAACAUUUCCAAAACUGAACUCAUCACCCUCCUUCCCCCACCACCAAAAGCACCCCUCCUGUAUUCCUGACCUCCGCCAUGGCACUGCCAUCCAAACGGUUACUCAAGCCAGAAACGGAGCAGCCCUCCCGAGCUCCUCUUCCUCACUCCCCACAUCCCACCUGUCUCGGCCUCCACAGCGUGUCGGGUCUAACCACCUAAGCCACCGGGCAUUCAGUAAAUGUAAUUCACCUCUUCUUCCCCUCUUUCUCUCCCCAUGGCCCCUCUCUCUUAGUUUAGGUCUUGUUUUUCUUGCUUGUACUCCUCUGCAAGAGUCUUAACUGGUCUCCUGGCUUCCAGGUUCAUCCCUUGCCAGUCCUUUUCUCACACUGACAUAAGAACGAUCCUCCCAAAUUGCAAGUCUGAGCAUGGCACUUCCCUGCUUGAAUUUCUCCAGAGGUUUCCCACCGAUUUCAGGAUAAAGCCUCAGCUCUUUAGCAUGGUAUGCAAGGUCCUUUAUGAUCUAGCCUUGCUUGCCUCUUCAGCCUCAUCUCUCCCAACUCUUGCACAGACUCUUUUAGUCCGUAGUGAAUUACUCACCACUCCCAGCUGCACAGGCUCUUGUACAGCCCAGUGCCUUUGCACAUGCUAUUUGCUCUGCAUGGAAUGCCCUUCCCCAUCACCACCCCAGCUUGUCCACUCUACUAACUUCUCUUAAUUCUUUUAUACUCAGCUUUCUUUCUGAGCUUCUCCUAAGCUGAAUUAGAGGUCUCUCCUCUUUGAUCCCACAGUAUUCCAUGAAUACCUAUAUUAUCACAUUUAUUGUACUAAAAUUGUUGAAAACUUGUCUGUCCCCCUUUUAGAAUGUGAGCUCCUUGAGAGCAGGGCUGUGUCUUCCUCAUCUCUGUACCCCCAAAGCUUUGCACAGUACCUU
Molecule: messenger RNA, 2665 nt
Organism: Enhydra lutris kenyoni (northern sea otter)
Lineage: Eukaryota; Metazoa; Chordata; Mammalia; Carnivora; Mustelidae
Product: suppression of tumorigenicity 7
Exons: 16
Coding region: 13-1770 (585 amino acids)
Source: RefSeq, a predicted model, not a curated record